CUUCUCUUUGCCAUUACUGGACAUUCAGUAUUUUUUUAAAUUGUUUAUAUUGACAAUUUUUUAAAAGCGAUCUAUUAUAUAAAUUUGUUUUAUUCCCUAGUUUUGCAAUGAUAAUUAGGCGUAUAAGUUUAAUCAUAGUACCUUUAAAUCAUUGAGUUGGUAGGUAUUAUUAAUAAUGCCUGUACACAAUGGAAUGACAAUAAUGGGCUACCCGCCACAGUCUUGACCUAUAUUUGUUUUUGUUUGACCAUGUGUGGACACCAGACACGACUGGAAGAAAUAAAUCGAUUGAUAACUAUUUCUAUAAUCGUAAACGUUGCGUUUUGUCCACAGUCCAGUGUUCAUUCUUCAUAUCACUGAUAAACAUUAAACAUGAAAAACUUAAAACCAGUAUACUCUACAGAAUACUUGUGAAUUAUUUAGUUUUUGUAGGUAGAGCAUUAUUUUUGUUGUUCGCUACUCCGCGUUAUUAUUGUUUAAGUGAACUAUUAUUCUAACUUAUAAAAAGUGUAUAAUGGAGGGAGAUAACAUAUCAAGUAACUCUGGUGGAGGAGGAUUAUUGUUGCGAUAUGCUAGCCAAAAUUCGUUGGAUGAAAGUUCACAGAAACAGAUACCUAAGUCGUGUAGACGAGAACGAGCUCCAUACAGAAACAAUUCUCAUACAGUUCGUGCAUUUGAAAUUUUACAAUCACUUCGCAGGGAUGAACUAUUAUGUGAUAUUAAGUUAGAAGCUGAUGAUGGUACUGUAGUUUGUGGUCAUAAAAUAAUUUUAGCUUCAACUAGUCCAUAUUUCCAUGCAAUGUUUACUAGUUUUGAAGAAAGUAAUAAAGACCGUGUUAUAAUUAGAGAACUAGAUUCUACGGCAUUAAAGUUAUUGAUAGAUUUUAUUUAUACUGCUCAAAUCAUGGUCACUGAAGACAAUGUACAGAUUCUGUUACCUGCUGCUAAUCUAUUACAACUACAUGAUGUUCAAGAUGCAUGUUGUGAUUUUUUACAAACUCAGCUGCAUCCUACAAAUUGUCUUGGUAUCAAAUCAUUUGCUGAUCUUCAUGGAUGUAUGGAAUUGCUAUCAAGUUCUGAAUCGUACAUACAACAACAUUUUUCAGAGGUAGUUGAAGGAGAUGAGUUCCUAUCUUUAUCCCCCGAGCAAGUAAUAAAAUUGAUCUCAAGCGAUGAACUUACAGUUCCAUCUGAAGAAAAAGUAUUCGAGUGUGUAAUUUGUUGGGUAAAUAAUGAAUCAAGUAUAAGAAAAGAAUUUUUACCACAGUUAAUGGAACACGUUCGUUUGCCAUUGGCUUCUAAAGAAUAUUUACUUAAAAGAGUAGAAGAAGAACCUCUCUUAAAAAAUAGCCUAGAAUGUAAAGAUUAUAUAAUCGAAGCAUUGAAUUUUCAUUUAUUAAAAUCUGAGCAACCUGGCACUAUACCUAAAACAAUUCGUACAAAACCUAGACAACCUGUUGGUUUGCCUAAAGUUAUUCUUGUAGUAGGUGGUCAAGCACCAAAAGCAAUUCGUAGUGUAGAAUGGUAUGAUCCAGAAACCAAUAGAUGGCAAUCAGGACCAGAAAUGAGCACGCGCCGUUGUAGAGCAGGUCUAGCCGUUUUAAAAGACCGACGAGUAUUUGCAGUGGGAGGUUUUAAUGGUUCAUUACGAGUGCGUACUGUUGAUAUGUUAGAUUUAUCUUCACCAUCUCCAUGUUGGGUACCAACAGUUGCCAUGUUAGCUAGACGAGGUACAUUAGGUGUUGCUGUACUAGACAAUUGUAUUUAUGCAGUUGGAGGAUUUGAUGGCACUAGUGGUUUAAAUAGUGCUGAAGUAUUUGACUGUAAUACUCAAGAAUGGAGAAUGAUCUCAAAUAUGUCAACUAGAAGAAGUAGUGUUGGCGUUGGAGUAUUAAAUAACUUACUUUAUGCGGUUGGAGGCUACGAUGGUCUAUCUCGUCAAUGUUUAAAAUCAGUUGAAUGCUAUCAUCCGAGCACCGAUUCGUGGACACCAGUUGCUGAAAUGAGUGUACGACGCAGUGGUGCUGGAGUAGGAGUUUUAGAUGGUGUGAUGUAUGCAGUCGGUGGUCAUGAUGGACCUGAAGUUCGCAAUAGUGUUGAAGCGUAUAGACCAAGUGCUGGAGUUUGGACAUCUAUAGCUGAUAUGCAUAUGUGUCGGAGAAAUGCUGGAGUGAUUGCAUUGGCUGGUUUGUUGUAUGUUGUGGGCGGUGAUGAUGGAGCAUCAAAUUUAGCUUCAGUAGAAAUUUAUAACCCAAACACUAAUACUUGGGCUAUAUUGAAUACAUCCAUGAAUAUUGGUCGAAGUUAUGCUGGAGUUACAGUUAUUGAUAAGCCUCCGCAUUUUAAUGAUUGAACUAUGUAGGUUUAUUGUUUUAAAACACUCAAAAGUGACAUAAUAUUAUUUUAAUUUUAGUUUUAAAAUAAGCUGUGUAUAAGAA
Molecule: messenger RNA, 2438 nt
Organism: Adelges cooleyi (spruce gall adelgid)
Lineage: Eukaryota; Metazoa; Arthropoda; Insecta; Hemiptera; Adelgidae
Gene: kel
Product: ring canal kelch homolog
Exons: 11
Coding region: 515-2353 (612 amino acids)
Molecular function (GO): protein binding
Source: RefSeq, a predicted model, not a curated record